Molecule: messenger RNA, 1941 nt
Organism: Aphanomyces astaci
Lineage: Eukaryota; Oomycota; Saprolegniomycetes; Saprolegniales; Verrucalvaceae
Exons: 13
Coding region: 1-1941 (646 amino acids)
Biological process (GO): exocytosis
Cellular component (GO): exocyst
Molecular function (GO): phosphatidylinositol-4,5-bisphosphate binding
Source: RefSeq, a predicted model, not a curated record
AUGGUCGAAGGCGGUGCAGCAGCGGCGCCAGGGAGUGAUCCCAUCGCGGUAAUACGGCGUGCGUUGAUGGACAGCAAGACUCAGCUGUCGACGGUGAACAGUGUACUCACCGGGUUCAAGUGUGGGUUGGAUCGGCUGGAAGGUCAGAUGAUGCCCAUAUACAACCUCACCGAGAAACUGCGAGAGACGCAAAAGAACAUCGACUUGAGUGUGCAUGAGCUGCGGGCUGUGAACGAGACGUUUGCGACCGCAACAGAGGUGGCGCCAACGCUGCACCAAGGGGCCAAGUACGAUCAAGCGGAGUACUUCAAGGCGAUGCAUCGCCUCCUCGAGUCCAUUUCGUUCAUGGAAUCGCAUCGGGGGUACGAAGGCUGCGGAAAGGCGCUCGAGCAGGCGCGCCACGUGCUCAACCUGGCCCAGGUCAAGUGCAAAUCGGACAUUGUAAACGACAUCGGGCUCUUCUGUCGGUAUGCCAUGACCUCUCCAGUCUCGUCAGACCCAGACGACAACGACCCGUCGAUUGACCAAGGGAAGGCCCAGCAUGAGCCUGUUGUCACUGCUUCCCAACCCAGCGAUGCCGACGUGGCCAAGGUGAACGCCCUCGUCCAGUGCUUGCUGGGCACGGGACUCGUGCCGCGGCAAUUGCUGGUCGAAUACGGCGAAAAGCGGCUUAAGCACAUCAAGGACUUCUUCAAAGACGCCAACCCCGCCACUCCCCCCGCCGACAUAUCCACGGCCCAGCAUAUGAAGGAAUCCAUCGGGCGAUACCUUGACAUGGUCGUGUAUGUGAUCAAGGUGGAAAAGGGGUUGGCGACCAAAGUGUUUGCGACCGAAGACUUGAGCCAUGCCGCGUUGAGUUAUACGAUCGCACCGCUCUUGGAAACGCUGACCCACGACGUGAAAAGGGGCACCCCCCAUCGCAAUGACGUGUUUCGUCCACUGGACUUGCAUUAUUUGUUCAAAGCCAAAAGCGCGGCGUUCCAGGAUGCGUUGCAACCACCGCUGCGACUGCGAGAACACCCGGGCGUGGAGACGGCGGACCCGUGGAAACUGGUGGGGAUCGUGGCCAAGAUGGAGGACGAGCUGGCGGUGGCGGCCAAGUCGACGCUGUCACAGUUUAAAAGCGAUAUCGGCGAUGCACUCAUGCAGGAUAAACAACUCGGACGGUUCAGGGACGGCAACGUGCACCCCGUGUCUAGCAACGUCAUGCAAUUCGUGCGCCACCUGUGCGACCACGUCGUGGAACUCGAGUGUCUGCUGAAAUCGGACCAGACGACCAACGUCGCCUACUUUGUAGAUUCCAUCGUGAUGAAGUUGAUCGAGUCAUUGAAAGCGUCAAAUGUGAUCAAAGGCGGGCGGGAGGACCUGCGGACAUUGUUUACUCUCAACAACGUCAUGUACAUAUCCCAGUCGCUCAAACAGCUGGGCCAGGACCUGCAUACCCCAGCUCAAGCAGUCGUCACAGCAGCCCUCCAGCAAACGAUCCAGCCCAAGGUAGCCGCGCUCGGCGACAAGGCCAUCCAGGACUUUAUGCACUUGAGUUACGACGAAUUUGACGCGAUUUUGGCCGACCCGACGACCAAGUUGCAGUACAACCGCAACAGCGACGUGCUUACAUUGGACAGCGGCCGCCUCGUCAAAGAAAAGUUCACGAAAUUCAAUGCCACGUUGGACGAAGUGGUGGCCAACCAGAAAUCGUAUACGGUUCCCGACGCCGACCUGCGCAAGACGUUGAUGGCAUCGGCGUUGCAGCGCAUUGUGCCCAGCUACACUAUCUUUUAUGACAAGUACUCGGUCGUGCAUUUCUCCAAGAAGCACAUGGACAAGUACGUCAAGUACACCCCCGCCAACGUGGAUGCGAUGCUGCGCGAGCUGUUCCAAGGCCUCCACCACCCCUCGACGUCGUCGCAUACAUCGUCGUCGCAUACAUCGUCGUCGUAA